Chilo suppressalis (striped riceborer) is the source of this 1075-nucleotide messenger RNA. Lineage: Eukaryota; Metazoa; Arthropoda; Insecta; Lepidoptera; Crambidae. The record is from the annotation of a GenBank genome assembly.
CUACCAUCUUUCCGGAAAUCCGUCGAGAUUCCUCAAAAAGUUAUUAUCCCAUGAAAUAUUAUACGGCCUCCAUUUGUUCAAAGAGCAAAUGUUUACGUUAACGGCACAAUAUCCACUGCAAUCCCAUGUGAAGUAAUAAAACUUCACUCACCUCUAUACCUAUGCGUGUUAUCAGCACUUCUUUAGAGUACACUUUUAACUGCCGCAUUGCUCUGGUUUUAAAAUGAGUUUCAAAUGCCGUAAAAUAGCGUUGUUUUUGCUUGCGUUUUUGAGAGCGUACAGUGCUUUUCGCUUUAAAGUGGAUGGGAUGUUGUCGAUUGAGUUGAAAGGCAUAGAGGUGGGAAACUUGAGGGCGCAUGAAGAAAGAGACGACAAGCGAGGAAAUGUGACAGUGAAGAAACAAAAACGUAUCAAGAUCGCGACACCACCGCCGAUGCUGGAAUGUAUAUACCAGUACCCCGAGCGGAAUCAAACAGACGCUAUGCUCAGCAAUAUGAUGAACGAACUCACCAAGAUUUUCAUGCGAGCCCAUAAGCUAGUGCACCAUGGAACUGGAACAACAAAGAUCGUUAACAAACGGUACCGAGUGAUCGACAACAAGAGCCACCACUUCUUCGGGGAAGUCUUCGCAAACAUGACGCAGCAAUACAGGCAGUUCUACAACCGUACGUUGGACAGCAUGACGCCUCCCCGCGACCCCUGCGAUCACCAGCUGCAGCUGAAGAGCCUGUGGGGCGAGCUGCUUGACUACUCACUCCUGAGCCUACAGAAUGCCACCGUGAAAUGCAUGGACGAAUAUCUCAGGGUCCAGAACCGCAGUGAUGAUUCUCAGAUUAAACGCAAAUUGGGCAAAUACCUAAGGGGUGAGAUCCAGCGCGCCCGCAGCGACCAACUGGGCAUGCUUUGCGACACCUUCCAACUGUGCUACAGCGAACUAUUGUGAAAACAAACCACGAACAUGGCUAAGAUAGGUGCCAUAGAUAUAGACGCUAGGAAUCAAAGUUAACAACUCUCUAGAAAGAGACAAACAACAACCAAUAGAUACUAUAGACCCUGGGUUCCGAACCUGGGGGUA